AUGUCGCUUAACUACGAUUUCACUGGAAAGGUAGCUCUGAUAACCGGUUCGAGUUCGGGUAUCGGUGCCGGCAUUGCCCUAUUGUUUAGCAAAUCGGGUGCCAAUGUUGUCAUCACCGGUCGUGAUGCCGAUCGUGUACACAAAGUGGCCAACGAUUGUAUACAUGUAUCGCCUAAACAGUUACAACCUCUGGAAGUUGUCGGCGAUAUUACUAAUGAAAACGAUUGUCAACGUUUGGUUGAGCUAACUGUCCGCAAGUUUGGCCAAUUGGAUAUACUGGUCAACAAUGCCGGCACCGUUAGGUUUUCGACUAUCGAUGAACCUGAUUAUAUGAAAACAUUUGAUUUUAUUAUGCAAACCAAUUUGUAUUCAACUGUUUGUAUGACACAUAAAUCGGUCCCAUAUUUGGCUAAAACUGGCGGUAAUAUUAUCAAUAUAUCGUCAGUCGAUUCAAAACGAUUGCAAUCAAGUCGUUCACAAUAUAAUAUGUCUAAAGCAUCGGUCAAUAUGUUUACCAAAUGUAUGGCCGCAGAGUUGGGACCGAAACGUAUUAGAGUUAAUGCUAUAAUAACUGGUAUCAUAUUGACUGACAUAACCAUACAUUCAAUGGACACAACUCGGGCGGAAGCGGACAAAAUAAUUGAAAAAAUUUGCGAAAAAUAUCCAGUCGGUAGGCCCGGCCAGCCCGAGGACAUUGCCAACAGUGUUGCCUAUUUGGCCAGCAAUGAUACGGCCGGGUUUAUAACCGGUACGUUAUUGGUGGUCGACGGCGGACACAUUGCCGCUAAUAUUGUGGCCGAAUAA
Messenger RNA from Oppia nitens, 804 nucleotides. RefSeq lists its product as uncharacterized. The coding region runs from base 1 to 804 and encodes 267 amino acids. Gene Ontology annotation, molecular function: oxidoreductase activity. The transcript is spliced from 3 exons. NCBI's taxonomy places the organism in Eukaryota, Metazoa, Arthropoda, Arachnida, Sarcoptiformes, Oppiidae. The record is from RefSeq and is a predicted model, not a curated record.